Molecule: messenger RNA, 2198 nt
Organism: Marasmius oreades (fairy-ring Marasmius)
Lineage: Eukaryota; Fungi; Basidiomycota; Agaricomycetes; Agaricales; Marasmiaceae
Exons: 4
Coding region: 492-1868 (458 amino acids)
Biological process (GO): regulation of transcription by RNA polymerase II
Cellular component (GO): nucleus
Molecular function (GO): DNA-binding transcription factor activity, RNA polymerase II-specific; RNA polymerase II cis-regulatory region sequence-specific DNA binding
Source: RefSeq, a predicted model, not a curated record
AUUUUCUGUCAAAAAAUAACCAGAAAACUCCAGCCAUUUUCAAGGGCCUUAGCCGUGGAGCAUAUGGAUGUUUGGCAGUCUGACUCUGAGCCUGCCCAAGUCUGCUCCUUUCAAUUGUCUAUGGUCACCAUUAUCGGAAUCCUCAAUCACUGAUAACAGCAUCAAGAUCGUUUUGGCAUCUCCGAGAAACCUUUUUAUCUCGGUGCUGAGGCAUGAGAGUCUACUGUUUUAGUCGCUGGUCAUCAUGCAUCGUGACCGUUGGAUUUUGAGCUUUGAUUCAACCCGCCCGAAUAUUCGGGCAGCUCCUUCCAUAUUAAUCGAACAAUGGAAAAUGAUUACCGAGGUAAAGAGGAGGCACUUGCUCAAACGCGAACGCGAAACCCAAUCGUUGUAUAUUCGUUCUUCUCUGGCUGCUCAUGCCAUGAAACACGUCCAAGACGUGUAUUUCUCCCUGAUACUUCUAAAUCUUGAAUGAAGAAGGCGGAGGUACUAUGCCACCAGAAGUUGCUCAAGACCCAUCCUUCUCCGUCUUCUGUGAUUCGCCUUCAACGAAUCUUCCUCUCGUAGAAUCUCCAUUCACCGGGAAAGGUGCCGUCCAAUCGUCCCUCCCCUUCCCCGACCCAACGACUCUCAGCUCUUGCACCGUCUCAAAGUCUGAGUUUCCACCAAAAAAAUCACACGCCCGUCGUCAACCCCCGGGUCACAUUCCACGACCACGCAACGGUUUCAUUCUUUUCCGUUGUGACUUUGUCAAGCAGAAAAAGAUCCCAGAAAGUGUCGAAGGUAACCAUAGGAAUAUAUCCAGGAUUGCCGGCAUUCUUUGGAGACAGAUGAGCAAGGACCAGAGGAGGCCCUGGAUGGAUAUGGCGGAAGUUGAGAAGAAGAUGCACGAAAAGAAGUUUCCCGGAUAUCGAUAUCAGCCUACGCUUAACAGGAAUGCGGUUGAAAGCGAUCGCAGAGGUAGAGAAAAAGGCAAAGAACCCUUUAAGGAACGUACUAAAUUCCGGCGUGCCCGUAAUCGCUCUUUCAUCGCCACUGGUGAGGAUCGCGAGUUUCACUCGCCAGUCGCCAAUCCCGCGCCACUCCCCACCCAUAACCCUCCUUCGGCGAGUGGAUUCCCAAGACGCACAUCUUCGUGUCCACCCUCCGGCGCUGUUCCGAUCCAGAACUCAAAUACGAAUGUUCACGCCACUUCGGACGAUACCCAAGUGUCACGUCGUCCCAGUAGGGUCACGUUCUAUCAAUCCGUCUCUUUGUCUCAGUUCCCAUUUCCCUCUUCCAACGAUGGUCCUCCGACGUAUUGGAAUCUACCGAUGCACCACGUCAUGCCUACUUGUCCUCCUGGAUGGGUUACAAAUCUAUCCAGCAGCGAGAGAUGGACCGAGUGGUCGGAAGAUGUGGAGACCGAAUUCAAUAGACACGCUCUUCUGAGGAACCUCGACUACGACAACUCAUUCCGAAACGGCGUGCCUCAAUGGACGAAUGGGCUGUUUCAGUCUCAUCCUCCCCGUCAGGACGAGUCGACGCCUGUGUUUACCAACCCAUUCCAUUUUUCAGAGUCAUAUCAGAAUGCAAAACCCGAGGAGAUAUCUCCCCUUGAAACCGGAUCCCCAGCUUCCGAAACACAAAACCAAAGUGGAUGUCUUGUGUCUCAGCCUUCCGAAUCGACUGCUCCUUUCUAUGAUCAUGGAUGCUUGUACUCGUACGCAGCUCAACGGUUGGAGCCACUGCAGUUGGAGGCCGAAGAACAUUUGGGACGUCUAUCGCUUGAAGACCAACCGCGAGUGUUUACCACUAGAACCAGCGAAGAGGAGUGGGAUAGCCGUCCCAUCCCGAUGAUAUCGACCUCGAGACGGAAGUUGAUCUGAAUCCCGGAGGACGAUUUCCCACCCAUCCCCCUUCAUGGCUUUUCAUAGAACGAAAUUUCUUUUUUCCUUCUGUACACUAGCGAUUUCUUUUGGAAUCUUCUUUUCGUUUUUCGUUUUUCUUUUUUUGUUCUAUCCUUUUUUUUUCCAUCCUUCACAUCUCAUGCAUGUACCCUCAGAUCUUCAUUUCUCCAACUUGUACCGUACCUUGUCACAUCCACACCACUCGCCCCCUAUAUCUUUCUACACUCAUAUACCUUCCAUCCCGUUGGACAUGACACUAGCAAUGCGUUGUAUCGUACAUUUACCGUAAUACAGAUUAUCUCACCUCCG